GUUUUAUAAUUUCAGCUCUUACAUUUUGGUCUUUGAUCUGUUUUGAGUUAAUUUAUGUGUGUGAGGUGAAGUAGGGGUCCAAGUUUAUUCUUUAGCAUCGCUGGGCAUCCAGUUAUUUCAGUACCAUUUGUUGAAAAGACUAUUCUUUCCGUAUUGGAUUGUCUUUGUACCUUGUCAAAAAUCAACUGCAUAUCUUUUGUUUUUGUUUUUUGUUUGUUGGGAAACUGACAUGAUGAAGACAGUAUUUUUGAAGAUUUAUUUGGUUGAGGUGUGCAAGUUGAAAUAAGGACCAAGAAAGAUUAGGAGAGUAGGAAUGGCAUCACAGAACUACAUGUAAAGUGUAUAAUUCAUUAAGCACUUGAGAUUUAGUGAGGUGUGCUAUUUAUAAAAUAUGGUCUAUUGAAUGAAUGAACUUUGACCAUUCCACAUUUUGUAUAUGCCUAGAAAACAGAAGAACUACGCAAAGGAGAUUUUUCCUGCUUCUGUUAUUAAGAAUUCCCAGAGGACCUGUGCAGCAGCCUCUUGAGGAUCGAAUCUUCACUCCUACUGUGUCGGCAGUGUACAGCACGGUAACACAAGUAGCAAGACAGCCGGGACCCCCGACCCCUUCCCCUUAUUCAGCACAUGAAAUAAACAAGGGGCAUCCAAAUCUUGCGGCAACGCCCCCGGGACAUGCAUCGUCCCCUGGACUCUCUCAAACCCCUUAUCCCUCUGGACAGAAUGCAGGUCCAACCACGUUGGUAUACCCUCAAGCCCCUCAGACAAUGAAUUCACAACCUCAAACCCGUUCUCCGCCCAGCAGAACAGUGCCAAUACAUUGCACAGACAACUGGAAGAGGAGGAAGGUUUUGGAACAGACUCCCGUUUACAGGUCCUUGGCUGGAAGAGGCUGGAUAAAAUACUGCAUUUUUGCAGCGGGGCCUCGACCUGCCCAUCAUCAGGGAGGAUUCAGACCCAUCCAGUUUUUCCAGAGGCCUCAGAUACAGCCUCCUAGAGCUACCAUCCCGAACAGCAGUCCUUCCAUCCGUCCUGGUGCACAGACACCCACUGCAGUGUAUCAGGCCAAUCAGCACAUCAUGAUGGUUAACCAUCUGCCCAUGCCAUACCCAGUGCCCCAGGGUCCUCAGUACUGCAUACCACAGUACCGUCAUAGUGGCCCUCCUUAUGUUGGACCCCCACAACAGUAUCCGGUUCAACCACCGGGGCCAGGUCCUUUUUACCCUGGACCAGGACCUGGGGAUUUCCCCAAUGCUUAUGGAACGCCUUUUUACCCAAGUCAGCCAGUGUAUCAGUCAGCACCUAUUAUAGUGCCUACGCAGCAGCAGCCCCCUCCAGCCAAGAGAGAGAAAAAAACAAUAAGAAUUCGGGAUCCAAACCAGGGAGGUAAAGACAUAACAGAGGAGAUUAUGUCUGGAGGUGGCAGCAGAAAUCCUACUCCACCCAUAGGGAGACCCACAUCCACACCUACUCCUCCUCAGGAGGCACAGAGAAUGACUAGAAGAGUCUGGGAAGGCUUCACAGCAGAGUUGCCAUUUGAUCUGAGUUCCCAGACUGGUAUUCACAAAAUCGAAAGAGAGAGAAAGCAGCUGCCCAGCCAGGUCCCCGAGCACAGCCCUGUCGUUUAUGGGACUGUGGAGAGCGCUCAUCUUGCUGCCAGCACCCCUGUCACUGCAGCUAGCGACCAGAAGCAAGAAGAGAAGCCAAAACCAGAUCCAGUGUUAAAGUCUCCUUCCCCAGUGCUUAGGCUAGUUCUUAGUGGAGAGAAGAAAGAACAAGCAGGCCAGACAUCUGAAACUACUGCAGUGGAAUCCAUACCAGAGCUUCCUCUGCCUCCAUCACCUACCACUGUUUCUCCACUUGCUCGAAGUACAAUUGCUUCCCCAACCUCUGCUGCUCUUAGUAGUCAGCCAAUACUCACCACUGCUAUAGAUGAUAGAUGUGAACUCUCUUCCUCAAAAGAAGACACAAUUCCUGUACCCAGCCCCGCAUCUUGCACAGAAACAUCAGAUCCUUCACCAACAGACAUAAUUGAUGAUGAUAUAUGCAAGAAAUCUUGUAGUGUAGCACCUAAUGAUAGUCCACUGAUUGUUAGUACUAACCUAAUUAAUGAAAUGAAUGGAGUUAGUGAGAAACUACCAGCCACGGAGAGCAUUGUGGAAAUAGUAAAACAGGAGGUAUUACCAUUGACUCUUGAACUGGAGAUUCUGCAAAGUCCCCCAGAAGAAAUGAAAGUGGAGUGUGUCCCAGCUCCCAUCACCCGUUCCACAGUUCCUUCCUUUUCUCCAUCUCCUCCAACUCCUCCAGUUUCUCCUCCUCUCACGCCAGUCAUUAUUGCUGCUGCCACCACUAAUGUUAAUACUGCUAGUGCUCCCACCGCAGUCCAGAGAGUCUUAGAAGAGGACGAGAACAUAAGAACUUGCCUUAGUGAAGAUGCACCAGAGAUUCAGAAUAAAAUAGAGGUAGAAGCAGAUGAACAAAUGGAAGAGAUUGUGGAUUCUCAAAACUUAAGUUCAAGAAAGAGCCCUGUCCCAGCUCAGACAGCUAUAACUGCACCAAAGAUGUGGAAGAAACCAAAAGAUCGGACGCGAACCACUGAAGAGGUGUUAGAAGCAGAAUCGGAGCCUAAAGCUGAAGAGGAGCUUUCAGGUGACAAAGUACUUGACUCUGAACAGGAUAAAAUGAGCCAAGGGUUUCAUCCUGAAAGAGAUCCCUCUGACCUGAAAAAAGUAAAAGCCUUGGAAGAGAAUGGAGAAGAAGCUGAGCCUGUACGUAAUGGUGCCGAGAGUGUUUCUGAGGGUGAAGGAAUAGAUGCUAAUUCAGGCUCCACUGAUAGUUCUGGUGAUGGGGUCCCGUUCCCAUUUAAACCAGAAUCCUGGAAGCCUGCUGAUACUGAAGGCAAGAAGCAGUAUGACAGGGAGUUUUUGCUGGAUUUCCAGUUCAUGCCAGCCUGUAUACAGAAACCAGAGGGCCUGCCUCCCAUCAGUGAUGUGGUUCUUGACAAGAUCAACCAACCCAAAUUGCCAAUGCGAACUCUGGAUCCUCGGAUUUUGCCUCGAGGACCAGAUUUUACGCCAGCCUUUGCAGAUUUUGGAAGGCAAACCCCUGGUGGAAGAGGUGUACCUAUUUGCAAAGUGCAGAGCAGGCAUGGCUUGCCAGUGCUGGAACAGAGUAAAGCCCCAACUUGCCCUCCAGUGGCGAUGUCGCACCUACCCCUGAAGAGCCUGCCUCCAGGGUUGUUGAAUGUUGGACCACGGAGAUCUCAACCCAGCCAGAGAAGAGAGCCCAGGAAGAUCAUCACAGUCCCUGUAAAAGAAGACGUGCACCUGAAAAAGGCAGAGAAUGCCUGGAAGCCCAGCCAGAAACGAGACAUCCAAGCUGAGGAUCCCGAAAACAUUAAAACCCAGGAACUUUUUAGAAAAGUUCGAAGUAUCUUAAAUAAAUUGACACCACAGAUGUUCAACCAACUGAUGAAGCAAGUGUCAGGACUCACUGUUGACACAGAGGAGCGGCUGAAAGGAGUCAUUGACCUGGUCUUUGAGAAGGCUAUUGAUGAACCCAGUUUCUCUGUGGCUUACGCAAACAUGUGUCGAUGUCUAGUAACGCUGAAAGUACCCAUGGCAGACAAGCCUGGUAACACAGUGAAUUUCCGGAAGCUGCUACUGAACCGUUGCCAGAAGGAGUUUGAAAAAGAUAAAGCAGAUGAUGAUGUCUUUGAGAAGAAGCAGAAAGAACUCGAGGCUGCCAGUGCUCCAGAGGAGAGGACAAGGCUCCAUGAUGAACUAGAGGAAGCUAAGGACAGAGCCCGGCGGAGGUCCAUUGGUAACAUCAAGUUUAUUGGAGAGCUGUUUAAACUCAAGAUGCUGACUGAGGCCAUCAUGCACGACUGUGUGGUGAAGCUGCUCAAGAACCAUGAUGAAGAGUCCCUAGAGUGUCUGUGUCGCCUACUCACCACCAUUGGCAAAGACCUGGACUUUGAGAAGGCAAAGCCCCGUAUGGACCAGUAUUUUAAUCAGAUGGAGAAAAUUGUGAAAGAGAGAAAAACUUCAUCUAGGAUUCGAUUCAUGCUUCAGGAUGUGAUAGACCUAAGGCUGUGUAAUUGGGUAUCUCGAAGAGCAGAUCAAGGGCCUAAAACUAUUGAACAGAUUCACAAAGAGGCUAAAAUAGAAGAACAAGAAGAGCAAAGGAAGGUCCAGCAGCUCAUGACCAAGGAGAAGAGGAGGCCAGGCGUCCAGAGAGUGGAUGAAGGUGGGUGGAACACUGUACAAGGGGCCAAGAAUAGUCGGGUACUGGACCCCUCAAAAUUCCUGAAGAUCACUAAGCCCACAAUUGAUGAGAAAAUUCAGCUGGUACCGAAAGCGCAGCUGGGCAGCUGGGGCAAAGGCAGCAGUGGUGGAGCAAAGGCCAGCGAGACUGAUGCAUUACGGUCAAGUGCUUCCAGUUUAAACAGAUUCUCUGCUUUACAACCUCCAGCACCCUCAGGGUCUGCAUCAUCCACGCCUUUAGAGUUCGAUUCCCGACGGACCUUAACCAGUCGUGGAAGCAUGGGCAGGGAGAAGAAUGACAAGCCCCUUCCGUCUGCAACAACUCGUCCAAACACUUUCAUGAGGGGCAGCAGUAGUAAAGACCUGUUAGACAAUCAGUCUCAGGAAGAGCAACGGAGAGAGAUGCUAGAGACUGUGAAACAGCUCACAGGAGGCAUGGAUGUGGAAAGGAGCAGCACUGAGGCUGACCGAAGCAAAACCAGGGAGUCAGUAGCAAAAUCAGAAAUUCCAGCAACAUCAGCCUCUGACAAGCCUACAUUGUCAGAAGAGGAGAUGGAGAGGAAGUCCAAAUCUAUCAUUGAUGAAUUUCUACACAUUAAUGAUUUUAAGGAAGCCAUGCAGUGUGUGGAAGAGCUGAAUGCCCAGGGCCUGCUACAUGUGUUUGUGAGAAUGGGAGUGGAAUCCACCCUGGAAAGGAGCCAGAUCACCAGGGAUCACAUGGGCCAAUUACUGUAUCAGCUGGUGCAGUCAGAAAAACUCAGCAAACAGGACUUUUUCAAAGGUUUUUCAGAAACAUUGGAAUUGGCAGAUGACAUGGCCAUUGAUAUUCCCCAUAUUUGGUUGUACCUUGCUGAACUGGUGACCCCCAUGUUAAAAGAAGGUGGAAUAUCCAUGAGAGAACUUAUCAUAGAAUUUAGCAAACCUUUACUUCCUGUUGGAAGAGCUGGUAUCUUGCUUUCUGAAAUAUUGCACCUUCUGUGCAAACAAAUGAGCCAUAAGAAAGUGGGAGCCGUAUGGAGGGAGGCUGACCUCAGCUGGAAGGACUUUUUACCAGAAGGGGAAGAUGUACAUAGUUUUCUCUUGGAGCAGAAGUUGGACUUUAUAGAGUCUGAUAGUUCCUGUUCCUCCGAAGCACUUUCAAAGAAAGAACUCUCUGCUGAAGAGCUAUAUAAGCGACUUGAGAAACUCAUUAUUGAGGACAAAGCGAAUGAUGAACAAAUCUUUGACUGGGUAGAGGCUAAUCUAGAUGAAAGCCAGAUGAGUUCACCUACAUUCCUUAGAGCUUUAAUGACAGCCGUUUGUAAAGCAGCUAUUAUAGCUGACUGUUCUGCCUUUCGAGUGGACACUGCGGUUAUCAAGCAGAGAGUGCCCAUCUUACUCAAGUACCUAGACUCAGAUACAGAGAAGGAACUGCAAGCACUUUAUGCACUACAAGCAUCAAUAGUAAAACUUGAUCAACCUGCCAAUUUGCUCCGGAUGUUUUUUGAUUGCCUGUAUGACGAGGAAGUGAUCUCCGAGGAUGCCUUCUACAAAUGGGAAAGCAGCAAGGACCCCGCAGAGCAGAAUGGGAAGGGUGUGGCCCUGAAAUCUGUCACAGCAUUCUUCACCUGGCUGCGGGAAGCUGAAGAGGAGUCUGAGGAUAACUAAAACUUCAAAUACACAAAACGAAACAAAAGAAACAAUUUAAGUAUUUUUUUAAAAAGUUUCACGUCUUCGCCAAUCACAGUGCAGCAAGGCCAAUUCUCGCAGAAACCCCCACGUGUGCACGAGUGGGAGAGGGGAAAGAGAAAAAAAGGUGAUCAUGGAGGAAAAAGGUACUGGAAAAAAGUAAACUUCAAACCUGAGGGCGGGAGCACUAAAACCAAAAUACAUGUAUUAUUUAUAGAAAAUAUUUUCUGUUUUAAUCUUUUCUUUUUAAACGAGGACUCAUACUUUAAAGAAAAAAACAUCUGUUUAGAAAAAAAGUUGAGAACUUUUAAUUUAUUUUAAGGACUGCAAAUGCCAGUGUAAUUUUUUAAUUUGCAGUUUCUGUAAACAACUUGUAUAAUAGAAAAGCAGAGAAAUAAAUUUCCCUCCCCUUCAGAUGCACCUCACGUUUGUUUUAAAGCAUAGUAGUUAGUCCAGAUUUAAGAAGGUUAGGGGUGAACAAGGUAAGAAAGAUUUUUUUUUUUUGGCAUCAAAUCUUUCUGCCUGCCUCUCAGCUUGCUUCAGAAAAUAAAAAAAUCACAAUAGUAAUCAAAACAUACAUAACCUUGGAACAGAAGGAAAUGCUGUGGACCAGAGAACUCCAAGAAUUGUUUAAAAAAAAAGUGCUACCCUGGGAAAAGUACUCUUAAUACUUUUGAAAUCUUUAGAGCAACUUUAAGGCUUGUAAAUACAUAGAACAAAUAUUUAAAAAAACAAAAAGAAAUU
Messenger RNA from Equus caballus (horse), 6674 nucleotides. NCBI's taxonomy places the organism in Eukaryota, Metazoa, Chordata, Mammalia, Perissodactyla, Equidae. The record is from RefSeq and is a predicted model, not a curated record.